AUGGGGCUCGGCUGCGGCACAGAUUGCGCAGGUUCCUGGGGAGGCGACAGCGAGGGAAAGGAAAGCGGAGACGCGGCAUCUGCAAGAGAAGAAGGCGAGGAAGGCGAAGAACUGCGAGAGGGCGAAGAGGGAAGCGCGGAGACAGCGACGCGCAGCGAAACGCGGGACCAGUUGAGCCGAAGGGCCAUGAAGAGACAGGCAGAAAGCCAAGAGACCGGCGAGGUGAAAAGACUCACUUUCAUCACCAGUCAAAAGAAUGAACUCAUCAAACACAUUGUCCGACUCAAAAGGCGAAGUGAUCUAAGGCAGCGGUACGAGAGCGUAGUGGUGAUGGGCCUUCCUCUCGUCCGCUUCAUGUGCAGUCCAGAGUACCGGCGGUUUGCUUCGCGGCAGGGCGGCGAGAUGUUUCUUUCUGCUGCAGAAUCGAAGAAGGAAGACGACUGGGGCGCGGCACCAGAGUCACAACCGGCAGAAGGAGCAGACGCCAGAACACACGAAUUCGGAAACGCGAACAGCAGCCGUGUGCGCCAGUGUCCGGAAGCAAAGGAAGAAAAAGAGGGCGAUUUUUCGCGCGUCGCCACGCACGAAGGCGGCGAACCGCAGCUGAAAUUCGAACUGCUUCUGACGGACAAUCCAGGCUUGGCAGGCGUUCCAUCGGCGUUUAAUGUGCACGCCCGGGAGACGCGGUGUACGUACAGCGAAGUGAUGGAGUUCCUUAUGGCUCGACGGCCACUGGAGUUUCUGCCAAAGAAGGAGAAGCACUCAAAGCGGAAAGACGACCGACGGUUUGCCGGAAAGGGCAAAGACUCCACGUUGCUGGCUCCAGGAGACUUCCACGGCUUUGCGUCUUCGUCCAAGAUCGAAAAAGGCGCGGCCGACACUGGCCUUCCGCAUCUGGGCAUGUCAGUCAAAACGGGGAGUAAACGCGUCGUCGGCAUUUUGAAACGGCCACGGGAAAGCUUUGAUUUCGGAUCUGCAAGGUGCAUCCUGGCACUGUGUGGAGUGCGGUACGUGUGGAAUGUUGGCAUUCUCGUUCGCACAGCGGCAUCCCUAGGUUUCGACGGCGUCUACUACGUCGACGGGACUGCGGACCCUUUCAGUUGGAAAGUUAUGGAAGUUAGCCGAGGGCUCCACUACAACUUGCCUCACUUCCACGGCUCGGCUGAGAAUCUUUUGCGCAUGUGCGAAGAAAGCGAUCUUCUGCCCAUUGCGGCGGACAUUAGUGGCGAACGGCCCGAAGCGUUCCACGGCGCGGUGAUGUCCCACAGAGGUAUCUGUUGUAUCCUUGGCAACGAGUCGCGCGGGCUUUCUGAAGUGAUACUCCAGCACUGCAGAAGGGUGGCUUUGCCCAUGUCGUCUCUUCUCGACUCGCUGAACGUCGGCAUUGCUGGUGGAAUAGUCAUGUAUGAAAUGAAGAAAAUCCUGGCGAUGCGAACUAUGAAGAGAGACACUACCACUACGAGCAAUGGCAGCGGUUGUCUCUCAAAUGAUAGUGGAAAUGAGGAGCUGGCUCGUCCUCAGCUCGUCGCUGUAGGUUCAUAA
Messenger RNA from Neospora caninum, 1542 nucleotides. Its product is annotated as rRNA methylase, related. NCBI's taxonomy places the organism in Eukaryota, Apicomplexa, Conoidasida, Eucoccidiorida, Sarcocystidae. The coding region runs from base 1 to 1542 and encodes 513 amino acids. Gene Ontology annotation, biological process: RNA processing. The record is from RefSeq and is a predicted model, not a curated record. The transcript has 6 exons. Gene Ontology annotation, molecular function: RNA methyltransferase activity; RNA binding.